Messenger RNA from Echinostoma caproni, 321 nucleotides. NCBI's taxonomy places the organism in Eukaryota, Metazoa, Platyhelminthes, Trematoda, Plagiorchiida, Echinostomatidae. The record is from the annotation of a GenBank genome assembly.
AUGAUGAUGAUGAUGAUUCUUAUGAUGAUGAUGAUGAUGAUGAUGAUGAUGUUGUUGAUGAUGAUGAUUCGGAUGAUGAUGAUGAUGAUGAUGAUGAUGAUGAUGAUUCGGAUGAUUAUGAUGAUGAUGUAUGAUGAUCAUGUUGAUGACGAUGAUCGUGAUGAUGAUGAUGAUGAUGAUGAUGAUGAUGUAGAAGAUGAUGAUGAUGAUGAUGAUGACGAUGAUUCGGAUGAUGAUGAUGAUGAUGAUGAUCAUGAUGAUGAUGAUGAUUCGGAUUAUGAUGCUGAUGAUGAUGAUUCGGAGCAUGAUGAUGUAAAAUGA